AUGAUACCCAGUAUGCUGACUGCUUGGUGGAGAACUCUGCCCAGGGAGAGGCGCAAUGUUUGGAUGGUCAUUGGGUGUGGGGUUGUUGGGGUUUCUGUUGCCAAGACUGGCUAUUUCCAUUUCUCAAGAAAUCUGUUGGUGCAAGAUGCCGAUCGUCGUCACAAAGAAGCGGUCGAAAAGCUCCAGGAAUCCUAUGCCUUUGCGGAUUGGUCACACCGAGAACGCGAAAAGCAACUCCCGGAUCUGACGCCAGAGCAACGUCGCCAAAUGAACAAGUUUUUGAACAUCAUGAUGGAACAUGAAAUGAACAAGCACUUUCCAGACGAUCCAGCAAUGCGACGAGGAAUGGCACCAACAACACCAGAGCCCUCCGAGUGA
Messenger RNA from Seminavis robusta, 378 nucleotides. The record is from the annotation of a GenBank genome assembly. NCBI's taxonomy places the organism in Eukaryota, Bacillariophyta, Bacillariophyceae, Naviculales, Naviculaceae.